Pocillopora meandrina is the source of this 1787-nucleotide messenger RNA. The record is from the annotation of a GenBank genome assembly. Lineage: Eukaryota; Metazoa; Cnidaria; Anthozoa; Scleractinia; Pocilloporidae.
CUGUUAAAAGGUGUUCGGCAAGAUUUUGAUGAGCCAGGUGUAUCAUAUGCGAACUUCAAGCACGAACAGUUUUCCUACUUAAACAUCACAAGAAUCGAUUCAAAACUUGUCCAAAAGGACACCGAGUGUGGAUUGGCUUGUUUACAAGUCACUUCAUGUUCUUCUUUUAACCUGGCUACAUUUCCUGAUAUCAACGGAAAACUGUUGUGUGAACUUCUACCUUCUGACAAGCACAGGAUGCCCAAUGAAUUGAUUCACAAUCCGAUGUUUGAUCAUUUCAGUAAAACGGUGAGUGUAGUUUGAAUCGAAAAACACUCUAGUAACAUCACAAUUAUCGUAAAUGAAGAUAAACCUUUUCAAGAGUUUUAGCAAAUUCAGAGAUUAGAGCAAGAAAAUUAUUUUGAAAAGACAUUAUUUCGUGUGAUCGGCAGUCACAUGACUAAGCUUCAUAAAAGAUGGGUAUGUGAAACAGUUCUGAUCAUUGUAGAUUAAGGAGUAUACGACGUGAACAUGGCCGAUAUAUUUGUGAAGUUUGCAGACUUUAAUAAAUCCAAAUUGUAUUUAGGGACCAAACAACGGCUGCAAUCAAGGAGACUAUCUACAACUGCUUGUGCCUGGUCUCCUUGAUCACAGCUGUUGUUUGGUCCUCGUCAAGCAACGCGUUCAAUAGUUGGAGGGGGCGAGAGCGCGUUGCAUGUGGGGACCCAACUCUUACACGUAUGUAAGAAUAAUUCCUUGGUUAACUUGGCACGUAUGUUAAGUUCACUACGUCGCCUCUGAAUGUUCUUAUUCUUGUGGUAAUGAGCCCAAAAGGUCUUGAAAAUAAGUAAUGUUUUGAUUAUUGUCAAAACGCAUUUUUAUCUGGGAUGAUAAAGUUAACUUUCUCCUGUUUUGUGGAAACAGAGUCCCUGCAUCAACGAUCCUUGCAUAAACAAAGGAAAAUGUGUUGCCAAAUUCAAAGAUGGCGAUUAUUACUGCAGUUGGUGUCCUCGAUUUUACAACGGAAAAGGCUGCAAAACAGGUAUCGUAAUAAGAAAUUCACGCUUUUUCUGUCCCUUUCUUUCUUAUUCGUUACAAUUCCCUUAAUUUCCAUCUCUUUCGUUCACAGUUGAACACAGUUCAACCCCGUGUUAUUACCCUCUAAUUGCCUACAAAGGGUUCCAAUUUCAGAACAAGCUGAUAUAGAUGUGGGAAACAGUGAUAAGAGGCCCGAAAAAAGUUUAGACUCCCUGGUUGUAGCCUUCAUAGGCCUUUUUCCUAUAUGCCUUAGUAGAUGUUGCUGAUUCUUCUUCAUCAAAGUGCCACAAUACAUGCAUCUUGUAUUUCAAUAUUUCACUCUGACGAAGGGGCAUUGAAUGUUCACUCGCCGAUGCUAAGCUUGCGGUUAAAAGCGCAUUAACGUACGGUGACCCAUUUUCUCACCUCAUCGGUGUAAAAUAUACGUUCUGGCAUGAAAAUCAGAAAGUGAAAUUUCUCUUUCCUUACAUAAAGAUUAAUAAUUACUUCGAUUCAAUUAAUAAUCAGGCCCCUUUGUUGGAAAGAAUUGCUUGGACAUCAAGGAGCGAAGUCUCUCACAAGGAGAUGGCAUGUACUGGUUAGACCCGGAUGGAGGAAGCCAUUCCAAUGCAUUCCUGGCCUACUGCGACAUGACGUCACACAAUGGAGGAUGGACCAUGUGUUACACUACCGAUGAAUAUAUCAGACCUAAGACUGAGGUCACAUACAGCGCCUCUUUUCCUUAUGGAACUGUGGGCUACAGAAGUAACUGUAACAAUAUCCAAGUAAGU